Molecule: messenger RNA, 2099 nt
Organism: Linum tenue
Lineage: Eukaryota; Viridiplantae; Streptophyta; Magnoliopsida; Malpighiales; Linaceae
Source: the annotation of a GenBank genome assembly
AUUCUGCUCCGUCUCCCAUGGCUUCCCUCCUCGAAUCCGGCUGGCAGGUAACUCAUCUUCCUCCUCCUCCUUGAAUCAUUGCUCUCCCCUGGAUCUGCCACCAAUGCUUGUCCUCCUUCUAAUUUCUGCUGUUCAAUUCCUUGGUGGAGUUAAUUCUAGACACCUCUUCUUUUCCUCUGUCUCCGGUAUUUUGCCGCGUAAAGCUUUGCCGAAUGUGAACCACGCGUUUCCGUUCAGAUCUUUUGCCAUUGUUUCAGAUGACUAAUGGGACUUUCCGCCUUGUGGUGAAAUUUCGAUUAAUGCGAAGAUGGAUAUUUUAUUUGCCGAAUUCUGCCAACCUUAAUGAGUGAUGGGGACGUUUCGACCAAUUUUUUUUUUAUAAAUUGUAAUUGUUUUCUUAUGGAGAUCUCCGUCAGAGGGGAAGCUGAAAUAGUCUCUCUGUUCUCCUUCUGCUCUAGCUGCUCUCACGCUAAUCAGUCCAAUUUUAGGGGUUUUUUUUUUGGUUGUAAUGCAUUGAGUUACUCUUUCUCUUCAAUGAAUUUUUGGUUGUCCCAUACCAGCAUAAUAAUCACCCAUAUGUAAUGUAAUCUUGGUGGAAAAAGAUGAAUUCUGGAGUCUUUUCUUGAAAAGAAAGAAGGAAGGAAAUUUGUGGCCUUUUUCAUUUGUUCUGCAAUGGAAGAUGGUCAAAACAGUUCUGAAGCGCCUCCUUCGCUGUUUGACUGCUUCAGUGCCUUGUGGGUUCUUUUAAUAACUUUUAUUUUGCUUCCAUGCAGUAUUUGAUCACACAUUUCAGCGAGUUCCAAUUGGCUUGUCUAGGGAGUUUCUUCAUUCAUGAGAGCGUCUUCUUCUUAUCUGGACUUCCUUACAUAUUCCUUGAAAGGGCAGGGUGGUUUAGCAAACACAAGAUUCAGCUUAAAAACAACAGUCCAGCAGCUCAGGAGAAAUGUAUUACUCGUCUGAUUUUGUAUCACUUCGGUGUCAAUCUACCAGUUAUGCUUGUGUCCUAUCCCGUCUUUAAGCAUAUGGGCAUGAAAAUCAGCCUUCCAUUGCCUUCAUGGAGGGUAGUUCUAACUCAGAUACUUUUCUACUUCAUCUUGGAAGAUUUUAUAUUUUACUGGGGACAUCGAAUUUUACAUACCAAAUGGUUGUACAAGCAUGUGCACAGUGUCCAUCAUGAGUAUGCUACUCCAUUUGGUCUGACAUCUGAAUAUGCUCACCCUGCUGAGAUAUUGUUCCUUGGAUUCGCUACUAUUAUUGGUCCUGCAAUUACUGGGCCGCAUCUAUCUACGCUGUGGUUAUGGAUGGUGCUUCGGGUUCUUGAAACAGUUGAAGUGCAUUCAGGUUACCAUUUUCCAUGGAGCCUGUCCAAUUUUCUUCCUCUAUAUGGAGGUUCUGAUUUUCAUGAUUAUCAUCACCGCUUGCUUUAUACUAAAUCUGGAAACUACUCGUCAACUUUCACAUACAUGGACUGGAUAUUUGGCACCGACAAAGGUUACAGAAAGUUGAAGGCAUUGAAGAGCGACGAAGAUGAACACAGCAGCAAGAAGAUGUGAUUUUGGUGACGCGAAACGUGAUUCUUUAAGCAAAUGCUGGGCAUUUAGAAGGCUCGAUGUGGAUGUAAGCCCCUAACUCUGGAAACCCCAGGACUUUAAAGUCGGAAAGAAGAGACGAAAAGGAAGUCUGAUGUUCCCUGAUACUUUGCGGUCAUCGUGUGCGUGAUAGUACCACCGUUUUGCAUUUAGUUUGGCGUUGACAUGAUGGAGGGUGUUGUUGUGUCAAGUUAGUAGAAAAGCUUUGGAAUUUUCUCUGUUAAGUUCGUCUUGUUGCUGCUGCUGUUCCUCGUCGUCGUCCUUUUUCCUUUUAUCAAAAGGUUUUCGUCAAUGGGGGUAGAAGGGAAAGUUGUAUUCUCCCCCUAUUCGUUUUCUUCUUCAUGUAGUAGAAGGAUCCGCGUAUCAUUCUGGACUUGCAACUCCUUUCCCUUUCUUCUUUGCCUCAUUACUAAUGUUACCUUAGAUUGCUGAUGCUGUGCCUUGUUUUGGAGGGCAUCAAACUGGAAAAUUCUGUUGACGGCCAAAUUGAACAACUUUUAACAGUCCCCC